CUUCGCCAUCUAAAUGUCUCAUUCAAUCGUCUAACUGGUUUACCAGCUGUUAAUGCUCACCAUGACCGGAACCGGAUCAAUACCCUCCGUCUCAGCCAUAAUCGAUUAGAUGAAUCGAUCGUGCCGAUACUGAUGAAGAUGAGAAAGCUCAAAAUACUCGACCUCUCCCAUAACAGAUUGAGAUAUUUCGAUGACAGUGCUCUCGGCUCACUUACCAUGUUAGAAGAGUUAAAUCUCAGCUCCAACGAACUCACUACAUUGUCGUCCUCAAUCUUCGAUCUCCCUGCCUUGCAGAUUUUCAAAGCUCACUCGAAUCGGAUCAAAGCUAUCCCUGAUUUGUCCGUCUCGCCUACGCUCCAGACCGUCGACAUAUCAAACAAUGCUCUCGGAGCUCACACAAGCUCUAUAGCCACCGGACCAGCAUUGAAGCAACUGGACCUCACGUGCAAUCCUGCUCUCAAUCUGAAUUCCGGAACGUUAAGGCGAACUCACAAAAAACCAGUGGCAUUGUACGAUAUCGGAGCUCAAUCACAAGAUCGAGUUCAAGUGGGAUUUUCGGAGACGUCGGGAAAUCGCAACAAACUAUGUAUUCGUCGGAUCCAUUGCGGCGAUAUUUUCGGCAUGGUGGAUGGUUCGUCCAACUAUGAACUUCCGAAAACAAUUCAAACUGUUCUGAACCAAUUAUUGCUUAAUUCGGAGCAUCAGAACAAUCUUCCAGCGAUUCUCCUGAAAGCGCAUGAAUCCUUGGAAGAAGCCGGAGAGCGACUAGGGGCCAGUGAAAUUUCCUAUGUGGGAAAUGUUACGGCUGCUGUGAUGACUGGCGGGCAUUUGGAGAAACUUACGGAAACUGGUGAGCUUGAUGAAGACGAGUACGAUCGAAUACGAUCUGCUGGAGGUACGGUCGACGAGUGCAACAUUAUCAAUGGUGUUACACCGAACUGCCAUCAGCUUGGUUUCUACAGUCUUCAUCCUGUCAUCACCCCUAGACCAAUCAAUAAAUCGAUUCCAAUCACUCGUGAUACAGACUGUGUGAUCAUAGCCAGCUGGGCGAUGUGGGAAUAUCUGAGUUCUGGCCAAAUCGCAUCCAUACUCACGAGCUCCAUCAAUCCUCAAGUGGCUGCGAAAGCGAUCCAGGACUCAUUACAAGCCUGUGAUUACAAUGGUAAUUCGUGCAUAAUUGUCAUACGAUUGAUGAAGCCGGAGCUGGCAUUUCGAAGUGAACCAUCUCCACCGAGUUUCACCCCGAUGGUCCCUCCAAUGAGAGUGGAAAAGCCCAAAGAUCAAGAGACGACUUUGCAGAAGAUCGAGCAAAGAUUGGAGAAAAUCAGUGAGGUCAUAGCGAAAAUGGAGGACGAUACAACUACCACAACUCAGGAGAGUGGCUUGUCAGCUGGCCGUAAACUCUACGAGAGAAUUGCUGCUGAAGAAAAAGUCUCCAAUUGGAUGCUGUCGCCAAGUCCAUCGAUCGCUCCACCUCCACCUGAUCCCGGCUCCAGCAAGCAGCAAACGCAAUUGAUGGAAGAGUUGCGAUCAAAAGUGAGCCUUGUGGACGAGUUCACUCCUAGUUCUACUUCGAUGGCCUUUGCUAAGGUCGAAAAUGUUACUGCAGAUCCUGAGACUCGAAACUCGUCGAGCGCUGAGAGCCGGUCCUACGGUUUGCCUCGUGUCAAAACAGUAGUUCUCCCCGAUGGGAAGAUUUUUUCGGUCAGGAGGAAUAGCUCUACUCUGACUAGAAGUGACAAUUCGCAAUCAGCCACGACAUCGGAUGGUGAUAAUUAUCAGGAAACUCCUGGAAGCUCAUUGGUGGCUCCGGCUAUUGCUCUAGAGGACCUGCCAGCAAAAGCGUCGACUCCAGAUGGCUUUGCCACUUCAGGACAAACUCAUACAAAUUCAAAAGUCGCUGAAGGAUUCGGCACUUUUGGCACCGCCCAUUCACCUACAUUCUCUAAAGAUCCAAGUAAAAUUCAUCAGGAAUCAAAAGGAUCCGCGAGCGGGGUCCAGGCUAAAUACUUCACUUCUAGCUCGAGUGUGGUGGAGCCAAUCGUGAGGAAUGGUAUCAGAGAUCUUCAUUCAGCUUCACCUCAUGAAGAACCGGGAAACAACCGACUAGGAAGGUCAGAACUCUAUGAAGACCUCAGGAUACCAUCUCCCACAGCAAAUAACAUCCGUGCAUUCGAAGAAAAGGAGCGAAGCCUGAUGAGUCAUCAAGUGGAUUUAGAUUCUGACCCUCUCUGCUCCUACCAGUCAUACGCGGAUGUGACCCCGAGCAGUGGCGUCUACAGUAUCCGAGAAGCAACUCGGGAACGUCGAUCAGAAUCAGUAUGCCGGUCCUUCGAUUACUACUCUCACACAAAAGUCCGACCGUAUGACGAUGCGGAGUCUUUGCCGUUUCUUGAGUUCACAUCUCCAUCGCGGACCACGACACCUUUCUUGGAGUAUGCCAGUCCGUAUAGGCGAAAAAUGAGUGUAAUCGACGAGUUUCCAGAGACAUUGCAUCGAAGUUCAAGCGAAGAACGGCCCAUGUCGGCGGAACCGCCUCCCCUACCCGAUAUGGAUGCACCACAGAAGGAGUCAGAGACAGUGAUGUACAGAAGGACAAUAACAAAAGCCAGUCUCUGA
Messenger RNA from Haemonchus placei, 2619 nucleotides. NCBI's taxonomy places the organism in Eukaryota, Metazoa, Nematoda, Chromadorea, Rhabditida, Trichostrongylidae. The record is from the annotation of a GenBank genome assembly.